CCACCCCCAACCUGCGUCCACUGCUCUCUCCCUCAUCCCUCCCUUUUCUUCAAAACCUCCAAAAUCUCUCUCCAAAAUCCCCGAGAAUAUUCAGCAUCCCCCAGCUCCUCUCUCUAUUUUUUCUUCUGCUUCUUCACUCCGCUACACAAAACCCUAGCUCUAAUCUUUUAAGCGACGAGGGUUUCAAUAAUCGAAGGGCACCUGGAGCGAGAUUAGAAAGUGAAGAAGUUUUAAUGGCUUCAACCAGAAAAUCUAGAGGCGUGAACAAGCGCUUUGCUAAAAUAAAUGAAGAAUGGACUGAUAAAGAUGCAACAAAUGCGAAUAAAAAUAGGCCACGCAAAAAGAAAUUAUCUGACAUGCUUGGGCCUCAAUGGAGCAAAGAGGAGCUUGAGCGGUUCUAUGAAGCUUAUCGGAAACAUGGCAAGGAUUGGAGAAAGGUGUCUGGUACAGUUCGGAAUAGAUCAUCAGAUAUGGUUGAAGCUCUUUACAAUAUGAACAAGGCAUAUUUGUCGCUUCCGGAAGGAAUUGCUACUGCUGCUGGUUUGAUCGCUAUGAUGACUGACCACUACAAUAUUCUGGAAGGCAGUGACAGCGAGCAUGAAAGCAAUGAUGUAGCAAGAACAUCUCGCAGGCCACAGAAGCGUGCUCGGGGAAAGUACCGUCUCAUGUCAAAGGGUCCUGAUGGUCCUUGUCCAGAUUUGUUGCAACUUCAGUCUGCCUCAUCAAGUUAUGCAUGCAUGUCUUUAUUGAAGAGGAAGCGUUCUGGAGAUCUAUUUCCAGGUAGCCGACCCCGUGCUGUUGGUAAAAGGACUCCCCGCAUCCCGGUUAGUAGUAUGUACAGCAAAGCUGACGCAGAUAAGAUGGUUUCAGUUGGUACACAUGGUUCUAAAUGCGAGGUUAAUACUGCUGCCGAUGAGGGUGUCCAUGUGGCAGCACUAGCAUUAGCAGAGGCAUCUCAAAAAGGAGGCUCACCACAGGUUUCUCGAACUCCAGGCAGAAGGGGCGAACACUUAGGACGUUCUCCUGUUUAUAGUGGUGAAAGAAAGGAUGCUGAUUCAGAAAUGGAUGAUUCAAGAUCUAUUGGUGGUUUCGAUGAGGAUUAUCCCGAAGUCAGUUUAGGAAGCAGGGAAGCUGAAAAUGGAGAUUUUACCAAAGAUUUAAGCUAUCUUAUGGAUACUGGUUGUGCCAGUACAUAUGAGACACACAAGAAGGAAAAGAAGCUUCAAGGAAAGCAAUCAAAAACAGCACGGACUAAAAAUGAUCAUUUUGAUGAUGACAAAGAAGCGUGUAGUGGUACCGAGGAAGGUCUUAAUAUUAGAAAUGCGAAGGAUGAAUCAGAAGUGGAGCUAACAGAUGGUAAAUCUGCUCGGAAGAGUUCCAGGAAGAGGAGUCGCCAACUAUUUUCUGGGGAUGAAAGCACUGCUUUUGACGCUCUCCAGACGCUGGCGGAUUUGUCUUUUCAUAUUCUAUUGCCCUCUUCUACUGUUGACUCUGAGUCUUCUAUCCAAGUUAAAGAUGAAAAGAGAAAUAUUGAUUGUGAUGAGAAGUCUAUUGUGCCUGAAUCAAUGUCAGCAACCCAUGUUAGCGAUAAGUCUAAAGUUUCAGAAAGAAAGGUCAGAGCACGUUCAACUGUGGUUGAGGUCGACGCUGUUACCCGAAAAAGUGCUAAACAUGCGAAAGGGAUUGUCCCUGAUGCAGUUAUGUCUACUGAAAUAAACCAGCAAGCUGGCACGUCUAAUAAUAAGUUUCAGAAGAGAAAACGAAAACCAUUGACUGGAAAAGUUUCGAAAACUGAAUUUGAGAGUGCUUCCCAGAAAAGUGAAACUCAGAAGAUUGAGGCCGCUGUUGAGGAGGGUAGGAGGUCAAAUAAACUUAAGCGUUUCAACCAAGGUACUUCAAUGGUGAAACAAGGAAAAUCUUCCAAAUCACAGGAUCGUCUUUCUUCAGGUAGUACUGACCUAGCCAGAGGUGUGUCGGAUUUAAAUGAACCAAACAUGCAAAUUUCUACAACAAACCAAGUUAGUUUACCAACAAAAGUUAGGAGUCGGCGGAAACUGGAGCUGCAGAAAGCUUUGGCGGGAAAGGAAUCAAAACCCAGUGAGAUUACUGGAGAAGAUCAUUCUGAUAGCCAUUCACUUCGAGUUAAUAACAGGAUGCUUGAUUCUAAGGAAAGACUUUUGCAUGGUCUAUCAUCUCGUCUGCUGCGCAGAUGGUGUGUUUUUGAGUGGUUUUACAGUGCAAUUGAUUACCCAUGGUUUGCUAAAACUGAGUUUGUGGAGUAUCUAAAUCAUGUAAAAUUGGGGCAUGUACCAAGGCUUACUCGUGUCGAGUGGGGUGUUAUACGGAGCUCUCUUGGCAAGCCACGUCGAUUGUCCCGCAAGUUUUUACAGGAAGAACGGGAGAAACUUGAACAGUAUCGUGAAUCGGUUAGGACACAUUAUACUGAACUUCGAGCUGGUGUUAAAGAAGGUCUCCCCACAGAUCUGGCCCGUCCUUUAUCAGUUGGGCAGCGUGUUAGUGCAUGUCAUCCUAAAACAAGAGAAAUCCAUGAUGGGAGUGUUCUAACUGUCGACCGAAACCGCUGCAGGGUACAAUUUGAUCGGCCUGAACUGGGUGUUGAAUUUGUCAUGGACAUUGACUGCAUGCCUCUAAACCCAUUUGAAAAUAUGCCUGAAGCCUUGAAAAGUCAGAAUGCUGGAAUCUACAAAUUUUGUGACAGCUUGACAGAUAUCAAGCUAGAAGGUCAACCGAAAGAUUGGAAAAUUGGACUCUCGACAAAAUCUCCUCCAAAUGAGAGUUUGGAGAUUGCUGAUGGGUCAUCUUAUAUUUCUUCUCCUAAUUAUCCAAUGAAUACCUUGAUGAAGCAGGCAAAGGGAGAUACAAUCGACGCCAUUGUACAGGCUAAGGCUGCUGUUAAUGAAGUUGUUGUUGCUGCAAAACAGGCAAUGUAUAAUCAACCUUGUACAUUGGCACAAAUACAAGCACGGGAAGCUGAUAUUAAAGCCCUUGCUGAGUUGGCACGUGCUCUUGAUAAAAAGGAAGCACUGCUGAUAGAGUUGAGACAUAUGAAUGAAGAAGUAUCUGGAAGCCAGAAAGGUAGUAGCACAAUUACUGAUUUGGAGAAUUUCAGGAAGCAGUAUGCAGUAGUGCUUCUACAGCUAAGGGAUGCCAAUGAUCAGGUUGCAUCUGCUCUGCUCUACAUGAGGCAACGUAACACUUAUCCUGGAAAUUCCACACCUCCAUGGCAAAAGUCUAUUGAUGGUUCUGCCAUUCCUGUUGCACAUCAAGGCUCUUUCAAUCCUCUGCUUCUCUCUCAGGAUUCAGGAUCUGAUGUACUAGAAAUUGUCCAAAGUUCAAGGCAAAAAGCUAGGUCUAUGGUUGAUGUGGCUGUGCAGGCAACACGUGGCUUGAAAGAAGGAGAAGAUGCUUUUAUUAGAAUUGGGGAGGCAUUAGGUCUUCCCAGUAGGAAUUCCAACUCGAGGUAUAUUCCUUCUGAGCCAGCACAUGAGAAUUCAGCAUAUCAGGACCGCCCGACUUCAUGCAAGUUAGAGGGAGCUGCUGGUCAUACUUUUAGUCCAAAACCCAAUAUAUCAAAUGAUGGAAACGAACAGCAACUUCCAGCAGAUAUGAUAUCCAACUGUGUGGCGACACUGUUUAUGAUACAGAACUGUGCGGAAAGACAAUACCCACCAGCUGAAGUUGCACAGGUUCUUGAUUCUGCUGUUACAAGCUUGCAGCCUAGUUGUCCUCAAAACUUGCCAGUUUACAGGGAGAUAGAAACAUGUAUGGGCAUCAUCAAAAACCAAAUGUUGGCAUUGAUACCAACUCAAAGUACUUGUUCUGCUGAGGCUUCGAUGGUGUAAAGAAUGAGGUCCACGCAUUGUUUGUCGUAUUUUUCCUUUGAUGUUGUCAAUCUGUCUUAUUUCAUUUUUUGCCUCAUUUUUCCCCCUGUAUUGUCAAAUGAUGCGGGAGUUCCCCGUGCAUAGCCGGUUAAGAAUCACAUAUACAUAAGCUGUGUAAUAUAUGUCAUUUUUUAAAUGCAAAUCCUCGUCAUCGUUUUCAUGCC
This is a messenger RNA of Asparagus officinalis (garden asparagus), 4066 nucleotides long. Its product is annotated as protein ALWAYS EARLY 2-like. The record is from RefSeq and is a predicted model, not a curated record. The coding region runs from base 234 to 3863 and encodes 1209 amino acids. Gene Ontology annotation, cellular component: nucleoplasm; transcription repressor complex. The transcript is spliced from 21 exons. Gene Ontology annotation, biological process: regulation of cell cycle; DNA-templated transcription; regulation of transcription by RNA polymerase II. Gene Ontology annotation, molecular function: DNA binding. Lineage: Eukaryota; Viridiplantae; Streptophyta; Magnoliopsida; Asparagales; Asparagaceae.